Aspergillus wentii DTO 134E9 is the source of this 619-nucleotide messenger RNA. RefSeq lists its product as uncharacterized. The transcript has 3 exons. NCBI's taxonomy places the organism in Eukaryota, Fungi, Ascomycota, Eurotiomycetes, Eurotiales, Aspergillaceae. The record is from RefSeq and is a predicted model, not a curated record. Bases 38 to 619 code for a protein of 193 amino acids.
UAAGCAGUAAGCACGAGGCAAUGGCAUCGGUGACACCAUGAAAUCCGGAGACCAAUCUACCUCUCGAUCUGGACUUUUUCAUCCUGCUCUUUUCUGCCCGUGGUAUCGUCGGACUGCCAUCUUAGUCAAACUACGCCGCCGGGAAUACAUACAUGAACGCUCUGGCCAGGUAUCGCGCCAGGCCUUCCUCGGGCUUCUCGACCAUCACUGCGGCCACGAUCAGCCGAUCCUAACCUCGGCCACUGCCCAUAUCAUCAUUGGUGUGAAAAUAACCGGCGAGGGAUACAUGGGCAAACUCUUUGCGCGACAUCGGCUGUACUCUCAUCCCGAAGUGGUGACUCUGAACGAGAAAGACGACAAUGGAAAACCACAGAUAGACGCCCGUAAGGUCCUACUUAUGGCCACUUCUUUGCAAGACGCGCGGCGGAUUGUGUCGCAGGCCCUGGUCAACAAAUGGACUUAUACCUACCGACUCAUCGCCGAGGACACCGAGAUCGAUCCGCAAGCCCCGUUAUACACAUUUGGCGUGGAUCCGUUGCUUCCGAGCUGUGCAAAUAUGAACACUGUAGCUAAUAUUAAGCCCACCCUAGAGAGUCGGAAAAGCAUUAAUAGGGUUUGA